Molecule: messenger RNA, 2394 nt
Organism: Solenopsis invicta (red fire ant)
Lineage: Eukaryota; Metazoa; Arthropoda; Insecta; Hymenoptera; Formicidae
Gene: Miga
Product: mitoguardin
Exons: 10
Coding region: 94-1737 (547 amino acids)
Biological process (GO): mitochondrial fusion
Source: RefSeq, a predicted model, not a curated record
CUGCGAUGAUGUUCUGCAGAUGGCAGCUUCCACGCGACGACGGUUCGGUAGCACGCGUGUGAAUUUUGGUUAAUAUUGUUUAUAACAAAGUGAAUGACAAUGUCUCUUUUCAACGUGCGACAAUUCUUUGGCACGUUAUAUCAACGUUAUAUGUUCUCAUUACCGACGAUACACUUAUCUCGCACACAAAAGAUUUUCAUUAUCUGCUUUGCUAGUGGUUCAAUAAUACUGGGAGGAUUGGCACAGUUUUUGAAGAGACGCCGGAGACAUCCCAUCACACCUCCCAGGAGACAUUAUAAAGACUACAAAACAAGAUUAGGAAAUAUUAAGAAUGCAAAUUUUGAUGUAUUGUCACAAGCAUCUUGGGCAAGAAGAAGUGAAGCCAGCACUAGGAGUCACAUUAGUGAGCGGGCAUCACUCAUCUCCUCUGUGCCAGGUGGUCCAGACAACAAUGAAAAACUUACUCCACAACAAUAUGGUGUCCUUGAAAAAAAAAGCGUAAUUACCUACGCGCGAUACGAGGGGAAAGGUGUAUAUCCUUCCGGCUGGCUGGAAACUGGACUCGAAAUCCUGCGGCAGAAAAGACGACUCGAGGCGCUGGAAAAGGCCCUUUACUGCUGGGAGGAUGCUCUGACCGCGUUCAGCUCGACCCUCGGCAACGACAUCCUGGCCCUACCGUCGAAGGCCGACGCAGCGUUCACUCGCGACGUACAGGAGCUGCUCGACAUGGGCUACCAGAUCCAGAAUCACGCGGAGCUGCUCUUCCUCGAUCAACACUCCAUUUUAUUCCGCAACGACAGCGAGGAGAGCCUCGACAAACCUUCCAACAUUGGGACGCGGAUGUCUGGCUACAGAGCCGACGCCGCAUCGUCACCCGAAUCGUUCGAAUCUGCACGUGACGGGGUUGCAGAUCUUCGCGAAUUCGAAGAAUUCUCAGAACUGUUCCCACACUUUGAGAAACAAAAGCUUUAUCAUGCUGCUCUCAAACAGUAUGAGGAUAAAGGCAUUCCUUGCAGGAGACUACACACGGAACUUGUAAAGUGCGGAUCAGACGUGGAAUAUUUAGCGAAGGUGCACUGUCUGCGUCAGGCUUAUACGAAAUUAUUUAAUUUACCUACAGCAACGGCAUAUAUAGUGGACGUGGGUCGUCAAGUCAUUAGCGAUUUGAUUAUGUACGCGGAUAGGGAUCCGAAGGAUUAUUUGAUGUAUUAUGAGCGCAUGAUAGAGUUCCUACAAGAACCACUCAAUUGUACCAUCAUGGAGGAGGAAUUGACCGCCCGAGGUGUUAUGUGCAUGAACUUUUACGACGUACUCAUUGACUUCAUACUCCUAGAUGCGUUCGAGGACGUGGAGAAACCGCCGCCGCCCGUAAAGGCUAUAGUUCAGAAUAGAUGGGUGUCCGCCAGUUUCAGAGAAACUGCGAUAGGAACGGCACUCUGGUCGCUCCUUGCGGGCAAAAAAAAAAUGCUGAAGUACCAGGAAGGCUUCUUAGCGCACUUCUAUUCCAUCUCCGAGCAAAUCUCGCCAAUGUUCAUUUGGGGAUUCUUGGGUUCUGAGGAGAGCCUACGUUCCACUUGUCAUUACUUUAGGGAACAAGUGAUCGAGUUUCUUGUAGAUAUAUUUAAUUUCUUCAAAGUACGCUAUACCACCGUCGACGAACUUGCCGCAGAUAUUCUCAGGGAAAUGAAAUUAAGAGUCGACAAUAUAAACCAAAGACUGUCGUUAGAAGGUUGUUAGCCAGUGAAAUGUGUUUAGGUAAUUAUCUUAAUACAAUACGUUGAACGGGCUUGAUAUUGCAAAUUGCAUAUAUCGUGUUCAACAUCUAUGUUGUAAAAGAGAAUAUUAAGAUCAAUAUUAAUGAAAUUAAGUCAUAUCUGAUAAGUUGGGUAAAUGGUGCAAUGUUAUCGCAUAUUUUAAUUUCCAUUACCACGCCCAUGAGUAAUUGCAGCAAGUCUGUGAAAUUACUUUACGAAGUAAUAUCGCAAAGAGGCAUUGCACACCCUCUGUUAUCGCCAAUUAGAAGUCUCAUACGUUGAGUUUCACAUACAUUUGAAUGUAAUCAAAAUUACAUCAACCUUGAAUAAACGCUAACAACCUCUAUUGUCCAGUACUACGAACAGGAAAAAAUAAUGGAAUAUCGUCCAAUAUAAAUUUUAUAUAAAUGGAUAUCAAAUUUAUAGGUCGGACCUUAUUCAUAAAACUUCGGAAAUUCUGUAAAUGCAUUGUGCUCAUAUAUGAUGAAUACAUGAUGUUAUUUAUUUUGACAUAACGAAUAAACUUCGUUAUUAAUCAUUAUGUGAUACAAAUUUUGUAGAUAUUCCAUAAAUCAUGUUGCAAAAUAUGUAAAAUAUUGUGACUGUUGCUAUUCUGUUUAUUAUAUUAAUAUAAAAUGCA